CGGGGUCAAUUUUGGACGAUAUAUGAACGCGAGGCUGGGUAUCAUGUCGAGGAGUUUCUUGAAAAACACAAGGGUGACAUGGAUAUCGUUCUUAUAUUUUCAGGUCUCUUUUCCGCAGUCAGCACCACUUUCAUAGUUUCUCUUCAAUCCGCGCUCAGUCCGGACGAAACUAAGAUGACAAACGCUCUUUUAAAACUGCUUAUACACACACUCGACAACACUACGUUUGAUGGUCGACAGCCCGACCUCCCACAAUGGAAUGGACCAGGGGAGACUGAGAUUUGGAUACAGUGUCUCAUGUACGCCAGUCUCAGCACCAGUCUCAUUGCUGCGCUGGGUGCCGUACUAGGGAAGCAAUGG
Suillus plorans is the source of this 360-nucleotide messenger RNA. RefSeq lists its product as uncharacterized. The annotation marks the transcript as partial. The transcript has 2 exons. The record is from RefSeq and is a predicted model, not a curated record. NCBI's taxonomy places the organism in Eukaryota, Fungi, Basidiomycota, Agaricomycetes, Boletales, Suillaceae.